This is a messenger RNA of Homarus americanus (American lobster), 1787 nucleotides long. Its product is annotated as 2-oxoglutarate-Fe(II) type oxidoreductase ppzD-like. The record is from RefSeq and is a predicted model, not a curated record. The transcript has 8 exons. Gene Ontology annotation, molecular function: dioxygenase activity. The coding region runs from base 112 to 1059 and encodes 315 amino acids. NCBI's taxonomy places the organism in Eukaryota, Metazoa, Arthropoda, Malacostraca, Decapoda, Nephropidae.
GGGCAGUUGCCAGUGCGCAAUUCAAUAAUAGUUUAGAUCGAUCAGUUCCCUUGUUUUGGAGUGAGGUGCCGGCAUAGAACAUCGUUUUCUGCUAAUUUCUAUUUCUAGAAGAUGGAGGGCAUUACACCCGGCAGAAGGAUCCCACUGGUGGACCUGGGCCAACUAGGUCUGAUGCAUGACGAGGAGCCCAGUCAGGAGGAGUGGCAGCGGGUGGCACGACAGCUGCACGACGCCUUCACUGACAUUGGCUUCGUGUACCUCACCAACCACGGCGUGUCUGACGACCAGAUGGACCACCUCUUCAAGUCAAGUGCCACCUUUUUCAACCUGGACGAGGAGACGAAGAUACGCUAUCAGAGAGACCCAGAGAAACAGCAGGGAUACGUGGCAGUAGACAGAGAAACUCUGGAUACACAGAAAAAUUCUCAUGAGCUACGCGAGGCUUACGACUUGAGAUGUAUUGAUGGAAUGAUCCCUGAUGCGGAGGUUCCGUCUCUCAGACCAGCCGUGACAUCCUUCCUCAAGUCCUGCACAACCCUCAACAACAGGCUCCUUAUUGCCCUGGCUCACAGCCUCGGAUUAGAACGGGACUUCUUCACCUCAACUCAUAAUGACUUGCACAGUGACAACAAUAUGUCAUGUCUGCGUCUGCUGCACUACCCGCCUGUCCCCGACACCAUCCCGGAGAACACCAUCCGUUGUGGAGCCCACACUGACUACGGCACCAUUACGCUACUCUUCCAGGACAACAUGGGUGGCCUCCAGGUACGUGAACGCGGAGGGUCAUGGGUGGAGGCAGUCCCUGUGCCCGGCACCAUCCUGGUAAACGUGGGUGACCUCCUACAGUUCUGGACAGCCGACAAGUUCCUCGCCACGGAGCACCGGGUGUUGAUCCCCACAGAGGAGGUGCGACUGAAGGCGUCUCGUCACUCCAUCGUCUUCUUCAUUCAUCCUGACAACCCGGUUCUUAUUAAGCCCCUUGACAACUCCAGCAGCUAUCAACCAAUCACGGCCAGAGAUCACGUGCUUAAGAAGUUUAAGCACACCUACAACUACUGAUGACAUGUUUAGACCAACUAGCUUCUACAGCCAGUCAGGGACCGUAUAUACUUACUGUGCAGUAUAUAAAAUGUUAGGGCAACAAUUCUGUCUCUGGGGAUACUAGUCUAUAUUUUUGUUUUUUCUUUUUGUAAACGAGUAGAUGUAACGAACAGCCGAGCAGGUGAGCCUUAACUGCCGGCUGGUAGUUUUAUUUGGGUAACAGCUGUUUAUCUAUACCAGUAUUUAGUUUUUGUUAUCUUUAUUCACCAUCAUUUUUGCAUCUUGGAUCUUACUGUUUUAGUUUUAGCUUAAUCUGGAAAGUAGUUACCUAAAUGUAGUUAGGCCUGAUACAGGGAAUAAUAGACAUAUUAAUUAUGUGAAAUUUGGCAAGGGUGUUGGGGGCCUUGGGGCACAGAGGUGGUCACUGGUCAGACGGCAAGUGACAACCGCGGUACAGGGACCGUACAGGCGUACACUCGCACAGAGUUCUGGCUUACGAUGCUGACGGUACAGUACAGAGUUUGCAGACCUAUAAUGGUUCUCUGUUUGUUCAAAGGUAGUCUGUAAACCACCUUUGAUUUUAGAAGUCUGAAGGCUGUUAUAGAACGUUAGUAAGGCCUUGGAUUAUAAUUUAUUUAAGUAUUGUAAUUAUUUUUUGUAUUCUACAUUUAAGCGCCAAGAAAAGGUGUCUUAUUAUGUUUUGUUGUGAAUUAUUAUUAAUGUAUGUGGUAUAUAAAGUUCACUGA